Molecule: messenger RNA, 429 nt
Organism: Brassicogethes aeneus
Lineage: Eukaryota; Metazoa; Arthropoda; Insecta; Coleoptera; Nitidulidae
Source: the annotation of a GenBank genome assembly
AUGGCUAUGAAUACCACUUUAGUGUAUUUCGGAUUAACUAUUUGGAUUUGCGGUUGUUUCUGCGUUCCUUUUACGAAGGAGUAUGGACAAUUUAGAAAACAUUCUGGUUAUGUGAGAAGUUUUAAAUGCAGUAUUCCUAAGCCGCGAUUGGUCAAAUCCUCAACCAUAUUAAAGGAUGAAACAAAUGUAAACAUAUCACCAGAAUACGCAGUUUUGUAUGAAUGCAAUUGUAACGGAAGUUGUGAAUCCGGCGAGAUGUGCAGACCAACAGAAACUAAGAAUGUAACAUUGUAUUUUAGAUUACUUUUUAACAAUAAUACAAUGACAUAUAUCAGCAGAGAUGCUCGUAAUGCAACUGCAUGUGGUUGUGAUAAAGUUGUAGAAAAUGGAGUUAAUAUACAACCCGACUGCCAAAUGGAUAUUUUGUGA